GUGGGCCGCCGGCGGCGCGACUCGGCUCUAGGCGCUCGCGGCCGCUGGCUCCCGGGACCGCGGUCCCUGCCCCUCGCCGGCGCCGCAGCCAGGUACUCUGCUGUCAGAUACGCCCUUGCCAGGUGGCCCUGGACGCGCCAGGCUGGGGGCGCCUCUGAGCGCCCCGCGGGGGCCAUGGAUGACGAGACAGCAGAGGAGCAGGGGGGCCCCGCGCCACCGCAGGGUGCACCCUGCGGACCCGGCUCAACUGGCGCUCCUGCCCUCGGGGGGCGGAGGGAGCCCAAGAAGUACGCAGUGACCGAUGACUACCAGUUGUCCAAGCAGGUGCUGGGCCUGGGUGUGAACGGCAAGGUGCUGGAGUGCUUCCACAGGCGUACUGGGCAGAAGUGUGCCCUGAAGCUCCUGUAUGACAGCCCCAAGGCCCGGCAGGAGGUGGACCACCACUGGCAGGCCUCAGGAGGCCCCCACAUCGUGCGCAUCCUGGACGUGUAUGAGAACAUGCAUCACAGCAAGCGCUGUCUGCUCAUCAUCAUGGAAUGCAUGGAAGGUGGUGAGCUAUUCAGCCGGAUUCAGGAGCGUGGCGACCAGGCUUUCACUGAGAGAGAAGCUGCAGGAAUCAUGCGGGAUAUUGGCACUGCCAUCCAGUUCCUGCACAGCCGGAACAUUGCCCACCGAGACGUCAAGCCUGAAAAUCUGCUCUACACGUCCAAGGAGAAAGAUGCAGUACUCAAGCUCACUGACUUUGGCUUUGCCAAGGAGACCACCCAAAAUGCCCUGCAGACACCCUGCUACACUCCCUAUUAUGUGGCUCCUGAAGUCUUGGGUCCAGAGAAGUAUGACAAGUCGUGUGACAUGUGGUCCCUGGGCGUCAUCAUGUACAUCCUCCUGUGUGGCUUCCCACCCUUCUACUCCAACACGGGUCAGGCCAUCUCCCCAGGGAUGAAGAGGAGGAUCCGCCUGGGACAGUAUGGCUUCCCCAAUCCUGAGUGGUCGGAGGUUUCUGAGGAUGCCAAGCAGCUGAUCCGCCUCCUGCUGAAGACAGACCCCACAGAGAGGCUGACCAUCACACAGUUCAUGAACCAUCCCUGGAUCAAUCAAUCGAUGGUGGUGCCACAGACCCCACUCCACACGGCCCGAGUGCUUCAGGAGGAUAGAGACCACUGGGAUGAGGUCAAGGAGGAGAUGACCAGUGCCCUGGCAACCAUGCGUGUGGACUAUGACCAGGUGCAGAUCAAGGACCUGAAGACCUCUAACAAUCGACUGCUCAACAAGCGGAGAAAGAAGCAGGCAGGCAGCUCCUCAGCCUCACAGGGCUGCAACAACCAGUAGCUCAUGGGGCUUUGGAUGAGCUGGGCCUCUUGGUGUGGCGUAUAGAUCCGAGUAUGCUGUGGCCCUGACCCAGAGGGCCUGAGGUCAUUAUUUGUAACAAAAGGAUCGUUUUUUGUUGUGUUUUAAUUUGUCACUUGGAACAUCAGGAUGGGAGACCUUGACUCCAAACCUCAUUAGAAAGGGCCCAGAGCCUGGGAGUUAGGGAGCCACCUGCCUCAGCUGCAGAGACUUUGGCCAGAGUGGCCCCAGUGAGACAUAGGUCUGUUCUGCGCUGGGACAUGGCCUUAGACUUCUAGGCCACUAGGGGUUGUGGCAGACUUCCCUCCUCCCAUGGAGAUACCCCCUCUGUAGGGUAGGCAGAUGGGCCUGGCCUUGGGAAAGGCAUCUGGCCAUUGGUUGCUAUGGUGACCAGGGACCGAGUUGCUGUCUCUGAAUGCUGAGUAAGAGAGUAAGGGAGGGAGAAGGGCCAAUGGAGGGUCCACCUCUGUCUCCUUGGAGAGGUUUGUCUCCCUCACACUACUUGCCCCUCUCAGGAUUCCUCCCUUUGGUCUCCUCGAGGCACCAGGGUCAGUCUGCCUGCCUCGCUGGGGGGUCCAGCCCUAUCUUGCUGCAACCCCAUCCCACAGGCCCCUUGGAGCUCUCUCUCUGCAGAGUCCCUGGGCCUAGUGAUCCUGUUACUACCCCUUACCCAAAGAGUGGCUUCUCAUCUCAGGGGAGGGUGGGAGGUAUUUUUAACCCUUUUCUACUUUGGAAACUGUCACUGUGACAAAAGCCAGCACAGUUCUCCUGCCCCCACCCACUCACCGGAUCCCAGGCAGGAAAGCUUCUCUCUGUAACAGUUCAUCCUCCACCUUGUCCUGGUUGAUGGCAGGGACUGUCUCUUGGUGUACUUUUUUGAGGGUGGAUGGCUGAGGACAGGACCAAGAGGCUUCCCGUUAAUCAGGGGUCUCUUUCUACACUCCAGGUCAGACCUGAGGCAGUAGAGGGUUGCUGAGCGAUGCUUAGAAGGUCUGGUUCUGGGUCCUGGCUUCAGCCUGAGUGGGACAAGAGAGGACCUUCCUUGCUGGUCCAGGUUUACCCAGGCCCACACUGCCCAGAGUAGCCUCAGGGUUCUCAGUGCCAGAUAUGGACCUGACAAGUGCCUGAUACACAUCCUGGUUCCUGACCCCUCUCUCUGGCUGGGAAGCCCUAGACCACAUCAGAUAGGAAAACACCACUGGGGUUUACAUCU
Molecule: messenger RNA, 2560 nt
Organism: Panthera uncia (snow leopard)
Lineage: Eukaryota; Metazoa; Chordata; Mammalia; Carnivora; Felidae
Gene: MAPKAPK3
Product: MAPK activated protein kinase 3
Exons: 11
Coding region: 175-1329 (384 amino acids)
Biological process (GO): response to cytokine; protein autophosphorylation; toll-like receptor signaling pathway
Cellular component (GO): nucleus; cytoplasm
Molecular function (GO): calcium-dependent protein serine/threonine kinase activity; mitogen-activated protein kinase binding; calmodulin binding
Source: RefSeq, a predicted model, not a curated record